Messenger RNA from Capsaspora owczarzaki ATCC 30864, 1101 nucleotides. RefSeq lists its product as hypothetical. NCBI's taxonomy places the organism in Eukaryota, Filasterea, Ministeriida, Capsasporidae. Gene Ontology annotation, cellular component: Golgi apparatus; endoplasmic reticulum. The record is from RefSeq and is a predicted model, not a curated record. Bases 20 to 1024 code for a protein of 334 amino acids. The transcript has 3 exons. Gene Ontology annotation, molecular function: protein-cysteine S-palmitoyltransferase activity. Gene Ontology annotation, biological process: protein targeting to membrane; peptidyl-L-cysteine S-palmitoylation.
GGUGGGAAUCUGCGAGACCAUGCUUCGGCGAGCCUGGUUUUGGUUUUCGCACGCCAGCCAUCCGAUUGUACAGGUCCUGUACGUGUUGUUAUUAACAUGGGCUGCUUUUCUGGCUGUUCCAAGCCUGUACACGCCUGCUGGCGUUGCUCCGACGAUCUCAGCCAAGGCGAGAUCACCAAACAGUGCUCAGUUGGAAUCCGGGCCGCCGAUCGUCGUGCUGCCUGCCCAUCUGAUCCCGGGCAAUCUCGCACAAGCUGUUCAUGCACUAGUUGGCAUCUGCAUUGUGCUGUUCUGGCGCCUGUCCUGGUCGAAUCCCGGGCGAAUCACCCCAACCAAUUUGGCCGCUCGGUUGCGCUCCUACCCGUUCGACAACUACUUUUACUGCUCUGGAGUGGCAUGCUUGCAAUGCCCACCGAUGCCAGGAGCGAAGGCGGGUCUGACGGACGCCGGCGGGCACCGCCUCAAACCAGCACGCUCCAAGCACUGCCGCGCAUGCAAUCUCUGCGUUCACCGAUUUGACCACCACUGCAUCUGGAUUAACAAUUGCGUUGGUGGUAACAAUAUUGGUCAAUUCCUGCUGUUCUUGCUCGCCAACACGGGACUGUGCAUAGCUGCCGCCGCACAUUCAGCGUGGUCGCUGUCCGCGCUCGUCCAGCACAUGAAUCUUUGGAGCAUGUGGAUUGUUGACGGUUCGGACAACAACAACCCAGUGCCCAUUGUAUGGCAUGGGAUUGUGCGGUUUAUUUUUCGUGAAAACCCUAGCAUGACAACCAUGCUAGCGAUUGCCAGUGCAAUGAUUCUGUUUACUGCCGGGAUGCUCAUCUAUCACCUCUAUCUCAUUGCGACCAACGUCACGACUUGGGAGCAUGAUCGCUUCCCAAGUCGCAAGGAGAAUCCCGCCUACUUGGACCGAUUCCCUGGCCGUUAUAGCUUUUACGAUGGUGGUGGGUUUGGAGCCAACUUUCGCGAUGCUUUAGUGACCAACGAGUAUGCGACACCAGCAAUUCUGCGAAAGUGGCGAUAACGCGACUUUUUCAGUGUCAAAACGAGAGAAUUGGAUAUUUGAAAGCUUGCAAUCAUCCGAAUGAAUUUGAAACGAGC